UUUUUUUUUGCUUCCGUCUGACUGGCCACACCAUCCACGCUAAACUACAUUGGGACAUUCCACCACGCUCGCGACAACUCCCAAAGAGUGACGGCUAAAGCUUAUCUCGCGGCAUGCCCUUGCAUAUUCAACCAUUAUCGACGGCGCAGGCGCUGUUCACAUUCGGCGGAACUCGGAAUACAUUACAUCAUCACAGCUGUACUGGAGCAGCAUACUCUACAACAAUGGCACAAAAAUUCAAUUCCAAGAAUCUCACAUACGACUCUGCUCCUCCGCCAUUUCUUGCAGCUCUCAAGGCACAAGCCGCGGGCACUCAAGGCCCGGAUCCUAUUCUAUCUUCUCAUAGACGGCCUACUAAAAAGCGCUCCGGCACCGAAGAGGCUGAGGAUGCACCUCUGGUUGUUGACGAGGAUGGCAACGCCAUAGCUGUCAAAGUGUCCAAGGAUGGUACCGUGGAAGAGACGGAAUCUAAGACUGGCAAUGAAGAGCAAGAAGCAUCACAAGAAGACGCCAAGGAUUCCAAAAAGGAUGAAGACAGUAAAAUUUCAUUUGGAGCACGGAAAAGAAAGGUUGGCAAAGUGAUUGGCGAUGCAGGGUCUAUCGAAGAAGACAAGACAAGCACAAAGGAAACAAAAGAGAACAACAAUAAGAAGGAUGAUGCUGUAGCUACCGGCAAGAAGCCCAAGAAGAAAGUAAAGAAGAUUAAGCUAAGCUUUGACGAAGUUUAAACGGCUUAUAACAUCAGAAUAACAAAUAAAAAUGUAAAACAUUAAACAAUCACAAAGGAGCCAGAUACGGUAACAUCGCGUUAUAGUCAAAAUGUAUAA
Messenger RNA from [Torrubiella] hemipterigena, 827 nucleotides. Lineage: Eukaryota; Fungi; Ascomycota; Sordariomycetes; Hypocreales; Clavicipitaceae. The record is from the annotation of a GenBank genome assembly.